Messenger RNA from Balaenoptera acutorostrata (minke whale), 1203 nucleotides. It is a transcript of the gene CHI3L1, whose product is annotated as chitinase 3 like 1. NCBI's taxonomy places the organism in Eukaryota, Metazoa, Chordata, Mammalia, Artiodactyla, Balaenopteridae. The record is from RefSeq and is a predicted model, not a curated record. Gene Ontology annotation, molecular function: chitin binding. The annotation marks the transcript as partial. Gene Ontology annotation, biological process: chitin catabolic process; carbohydrate metabolic process. Gene Ontology annotation, cellular component: extracellular region. The transcript has 8 exons.
CUUUGCUCACAAUUUUGCCCAUCAACCCCGCCCCCCAAAACCCCAUUAGUGCUCAGCUCAGGGCUCAGCCAGAGGGUCCCUGGCUCAGUCUUGGCCUUCUCCUCAGGUGCUGCAUACAAGCUGAUCUGCUACUACACCAGCUGGUCCCAGUACCAGGAGGGUGAUGGGAGCUGCUUCCCAGAUGCCAUCGACCACUUCCUCUGUACCCACAUCAUCUACAGCUUUGCCAACAUAAGCAACAAUGAGAUCGACACCUGGGAAUGGAAUGAUGUGACGCUCUAUGACACACUGAACACACUCAAGAACAGGAAUCCCAACCUGAAGACCCUUCUAUCUGUUGGAGGAUGGAACUUUGGUUCUCAAAGAUUUUCCAAAAUAGCCUCCAACACCUGGAGUCGCAGAACUUUCAUCAAGUCGGUGCCACCAUUUCUGCGGACCCAUGGCUUUGAUGGACUGGACCUAACCUGGCUCUACCCUGGGCGGAGAGACAAGCAGCAUCUCACCACUCUGGUCAAGGAAAUGAAGGCUGAGUUUGCAAGAGAAGCCCAGGCAGGAGCAGAGCAACUCCUGCUAAGCGCAGCAGUGUCUGCUGGGAAGAUUGCCAUUGACAGAGGCUAUGACAUCGCCCAGAUAUCCCGACACCUGGACUUCAUCAGCCUUUUGACCUAUGACUUUCGUGGAGCGUGGCGCCAGACCAUAGCACAUCACAGCCCCCUAUUCCGAGGCCAGGAAGAUACAAGUUCUGACAGAUUCAGCAAUGCUGACUAUGCUGUGAGCUAUGUGUUGAGGCUGGGGGCCCAGGCCAAUAAGCUGGUGAUGGGUAUCCCCACUUUUGGGAGGAGCUUCACCCUGGCCUCUUCCAAGACAGAUGUGGGAACCCCGACCUCAGGGCCAGGAAUACCAGGCUGGUUCACCAAGGAGAAAGGGACCCUCGCCUACUAUGAGAUCUGUGACUUCCUCCGCGGAGCCACGGUCCAUAGACUCCUUGGUCAGCAGGUGCCCUAUGCCACUAAGGGCAACCAGUGGGUGGGGUAUGACGAUCAGGAGAGCGUCAAAAACAAAGUGCAGUACCUGAGGAACAGGCAGCUGGCCAGCACCAUGGUGUGGGCCCUGGACUUGGAUGACUUUCAGGGCACCUUCUGCAGACAGAAUCUGCACUUCCCUCUCACCAGUACCAUCAAGGAUGUGCUUGCUGAGGUGUAG